This is a messenger RNA of Bombina bombina (fire-bellied toad), 2149 nucleotides long. It is a transcript of the gene SIAH1, whose product is annotated as siah E3 ubiquitin protein ligase 1. The record is from RefSeq and is a predicted model, not a curated record. Gene Ontology annotation, biological process: proteasome-mediated ubiquitin-dependent protein catabolic process; multicellular organism development. Gene Ontology annotation, molecular function: ubiquitin conjugating enzyme binding; ubiquitin protein ligase activity; zinc ion binding. The transcript is spliced from 2 exons. Gene Ontology annotation, cellular component: cytoplasm. Lineage: Eukaryota; Metazoa; Chordata; Amphibia; Anura; Bombinatoridae. The coding region runs from base 361 to 1302 and encodes 313 amino acids.
UUCUUGCGGGUGUGGUCGAUGGUCGGAGCUGCGCUGCAGUGUUGUAUGUGCGUUGUGGGAGAUACUUGGUAGAAGCUUUUGCUGUGAUCUAUGAUUUGCUCGCUGUGAGAGACCCUUAUUGUAACAACUGGUGUAUCACGGGAUUUUCACACCAAGCUCGUGUCUGAAAUGAGACUGAGCGGUGCCGGUGCUCCUCUUUGACAGACUCCGUGGCUUUGGGAGGUCCCCUCAGUUAAGCACGCUCGGUAUGGGCAGCAGCUAUUUCUGAUUGCUUACUUCAUCGCCUCCUAUGACAGCUGCCAGGGCCUCUGAUCUGGGAGAUCCGAUUUCUCUGGAAGAGCGCAAUGAACUGCCCGACCCAUGACGGGGAAAGCCACCUACAGCGUGCUGUAUUCAUGGAAAGGGGUUCUCUUCACAUGUCUGUCCGGGAGUGACCCGAGGAAGAGAAAAGAAAUGAGCCGUCAGACUGCUGCAGCAAUCCCUACCGGUACAUCCAAGUGUCCACCAUCCCAGCGUGUACCAGCUCUGACUGGUACAACAGCCUCCAACAAUGACUUGGCUAGUCUUUUCGAAUGUCCAGUCUGCUUUGACUAUGUGUUGCCACCAAUCCUUCAAUGUCAAAGUGGCCAUCUUGUAUGCAGUAAUUGCCGACCAAAGCUCACAUGCUGUCCAACAUGCAGAGGCCCUUUGGGAUCCAUCCGUAAUUUGGCAAUGGAAAAAGUUGCCAACUCGGUUUUAUUCCCCUGCAAAUAUGCAUCUUCAGGAUGUGAGGUAACGUUGCCACACACUGAAAAAGCAGACCAUGAGGAGCUCUGUGAGUUUCGGCCUUAUUCUUGUCCCUGUCCUGGUGCUUCCUGUAAAUGGCAAGGUUCUCUGGAUGCAGUGAUGCCCCACCUAAUGCACCAGCACAAAUCAAUAACAACGUUACAAGGAGAGGAUAUUGUUUUUCUUGCCACAGACAUUAAUCUUCCUGGUGCUGUUGACUGGGUAAUGAUGCAAUCUUGUUUUGGUUUUCACUUCAUGUUGGUUUUGGAAAAACAGGAGAAAUAUGAUGGUCAUCAACAAUUCUUUGCAAUUGUGCAGCUAAUAGGAACACGCAAGCAAGCUGAGAACUUUGCUUACCGUCUGGAGUUAAAUGGUCACAGGCGGAGAUUGACUUGGGAAGCAACUCCCCGCUCUAUUCACGAGGGAAUAGCAACUGCCAUCAUGAAUAGUGACUGUCUAGUUUUUGACACCAGCAUUGCACAGCUAUUUGCAGAAAAUGGCAAUUUAGGAAUAAAUGUAACAAUCUCAAUGUGUUGAAGUGGCAAUCGGACACAACCAGGACUGGUUUUCCAAAGUCAUUGCAUUACAUUUCACAUACUGCAAUUACCAUUGACACUUAUUGCCAGCCACAAAUUGUUAAAAUGGUGGUUGGCAAAUGAAAAGUAAUAAAGGAAGCAAUUGCAUGUAGAAACACUAAUAUUUAAAAAGAAUAAACCACUGAAAAAACCUAUAAACACCCAUCUGGGAAACUUUUUUUGUAUUAAACUAAAAAGAAAAGGAGAAAAAAAAAUACCAUGAAAUGUAAAGUAAUCCCAAAUUAAUUUGUGUUUGUAGUUUGUACAGUGAAAAUACUGUUUGUGUUUAUUUCCCUCCCUUUUGACGGACAAGCCAUUUUGCGUGGUUUUAUACCACUGCUUCCUUAUUUGUAAGUCACUAUAUAGAAUUGCUGCUGUUUGUGUAAAAUUUCUGUGUCUUGCUAAUUUUUAUUAACUUCUAUAGUUUUUCAUUCAAUAAAUUUGAUUUUCUUUUCUGUAACUGUAUGUUUGCUAUACCUAUUGUUUAAAUUUUUUUAUUUUUUCUAUGUUUUUAUUUGGAAAGGUUUGUUCCCAGUCUAAUUUGUUAUGAUUUGAGAAAUGUUUAAAAUUGCAGCGGUAAUAUUGGCAAAUUACCUAAAUGCUGUUGACUUGGUAUUUACUAAAUACACCAGCCUUAUAUUGGUAAAAAUGGUUACAAUGAAGUUGGGAUGUUCAAGUAUAAAGGGUGUAUUUAUUUUGUAGUGCAAGAUUACAUUCAGAUAUACAAGUAAAAAUUGUUAACGAGUAGUCUCAAAAUGAGAUGUUCUCAAUUUUUUAGAAUUGUCAUUAAAAUAAUAUUUGGCAAACUA